This is a messenger RNA of Eptesicus fuscus (big brown bat), 912 nucleotides long. It is a transcript of the gene TIMM9, whose product is annotated as translocase of inner mitochondrial membrane 9. Bases 356 to 625 code for a protein of 89 amino acids. The record is from RefSeq and is a predicted model, not a curated record. The transcript has 6 exons. Lineage: Eukaryota; Metazoa; Chordata; Mammalia; Chiroptera; Vespertilionidae.
AUAUCGGUUUUUUUCUUUCAAGUUCCCCUCGUCCUAACGAAUCGGCGUCCAAGGGUCUAAGGGCUAUUUGACAUCACCGCUCCCACGUGUUCUGCAUCCAGCGGCGGCGGCGGCACCCGCCGUGACCCCGACCCUCCGCCCCCGGACUCGACUGGCAGCGCAGUCCCCCCAGCCUCGCACUGUUGUCGGAAGCGAGAGCCUGUGCUUAAAUACCGUACUCUUUUGCUGAACCAUUUGCAAAUAAGAAAUAAGGCCUCACUGGAGACAUUCAAGCAAAAGUUGGACAACUGCUUUUCCAGAACAGAAAGGAAAUUCAUGCAUCAGAAAAGGUGACUAAUAAAGGUACCGAAAGAAUAUGGCUGCACAAAUUCCAGAAUCUGACCAGAUAAAACAGUUUAAAGAAUUUCUUGGAACCUACAAUAAACUUACAGAAACCUGCUUUUUGGACUGUGUUAAAGACUUCACAACAAGAGAAGUAAAACCUGAAGAGACCACCUGUUCAGAACAUUGCUUACAGAAAUAUUUAAAAAUGACGCAAAGAAUAUCCAUGAGAUUUCAGGAAUAUCAUAUUCAGCAGAAUGAAGCCCUGGCAGCCAAAGCAGGACUCCUUGGCCAGCCACGAUAGAGACGUCCUGAUGGCUGGACUUUGCCUGAAAAGUUGCCAAUAGCUUUGCACUGGAAGUGAGGCUCCAUCUGAUAGAAUCCCCUGAAAGCAGUAGCCACCAUGUUAACCAUCUGUCAUGACUGUUUGGCAAAUGGAAACCAGUGGAGAAACAAAAUUGCUAUUUACCAGGGAUAAUCAAAAUAGAAGGUCUUAUUGUCCAAUCAAAAUGUAAGAUGCAACAUUUGUUGAGGCCUUAUGAUUCAGGAGCUUAGUCACUUGAUUAGAAAAAUAAACCAUUGUUUCUUCAA